This is a messenger RNA of Paramecium octaurelia, 3508 nucleotides long. Lineage: Eukaryota; Ciliophora; Oligohymenophorea; Peniculida; Parameciidae. The record is from the annotation of a GenBank genome assembly.
AUGAAAUUUUACUUCUUAGUCCUUCUGAUGGGAGUGUAAUGUAUUUCAUUUUCUAAAGUCUAGGAUAAAUAAGGAUUCUUAAGAAGAUUGUUUUCGAGUUGGUAAAAGGAUGAAAAUUUCUCAUCCCAGACAGCCAUCUUAUUAAGUAGAAGAAGAUAAAAAUCCUGCCUUUGAAAUUUUUGACUUAAAAGCACACAAGGAACCGGAAGGAAUUAUUUGGAAAUUUAGAAAUCAAACGUAAUAAACAAAUGUAAAAGUUAAUAUUACGGAAUAAAAUACAUAAAAAAAGGUUUUUUUAUUUAUUGAUAAAUUAAAAUAACACCUCGCUUUACACAAAAAAUAAUACUCAAAUGUUAAUUCUUUAUUAUUUUCUCCUUUAAACAUUGGUAAAAGAGUUUAUAACAGUUCACUUUACCCAAUUUUAAAUAACAUGUGGGAUUCAAUUAUAUUUUUUUUUUUUUGCUUACUCUUAAUAGUUAGCCCUAUUUAAUAAAUAUACUAAUCAAAUGAUUAUUGGAAGUACUUGAAUAUUAUAAUGAUUAUUCUUUGUACUUUAGAUUAGAUUUAUAAAUAGAUAUUCUAAAGGUACUAAGAGGAAAAGUCUAAUUAUAAUAACAAAACUUUAAAAUGCUUUGUAAAUUCAUAAACAUUAUUAAUAAAUACAUCAUCUAUAGUUAUUUUUUCUGUACUUAUUGUUUUGGAUGAUGAAUUGAUUAAGAUAAUUGGUUUGAUACUUAUUAAAUCAAUAAUUUGUAAAAAGAUAAUUUUUACUUUCAAUAAAUAAUUAUAUUAUGAAUUGAGUGAUUUAAAUCUCUAAAUAAUAUAAAUCUUGCUUACAUGUCAUUAUUUUACUUGUAUCAAUUUGAGACAAGAAUUUAAAUUAAAGUAAGAAGUUAUGGACUUUGAAGAAAUAGUUGAUAAUUAUAUAGAGAUAUAUGUAAAUUAUAUCCUUUAAUUUGAAAAUGCAAGUUCUACCCCUGAAGGUGAUAAAUUAUUAUAUGGAGCCUUUAAUAUAAGUACAAUAGCAAUACUUUUGUAUUACAAAAUCCUAUUUUUCAAGCUGAUAAUUUUAGACUGUCUCGACAUCUCUUAAGCAUACAAAAAAACUAAAGAUUUGAAAAGACUAUAAAGGUUUUUAUAUAAAUAAAAGAUUUCCUCGACUUUAAAGUCCUAAAUGUCUUUAAAAUUAGACUAAAUUUUUUAAAGGGAUUUAAAUUCAUAAAACAUUGAGGAUUAUUUUGAAGAAAGCUUAGAAAAAGAGUAAUUAUUCUAAGAAUUUAAGGAACAAAAGCUAAUCAACUUUGUCAAUUAGUUUGCUUUAUUUUCUAAAUUUUCAAAAUCAACUAAACAAUAAAUAGCUUAAAAUCUAACUCCGAUUGUUUUACAUUCGAAUGAUCAACUAAUUUGUAAUCAAUAUGGUGACUAAUAUACUAUUUAUCUUCUUUAUUAAGGUAAAGUUGCCUGUGGUCUUACAGACACAAUACAAGAAUAUCAUUAAAUCUUUAGUGGCCAAUGCUUUGGUUAAUACUCAUUCUUUACUGGUCAAGAGAAUAAGAAUUUGAUAAAAAGUUUAGAUUAUUGUCUCCUUUAUAAAUUAAGUAGAGAGAAUUUUCUAAAAAUAAUUUCAUCCAAUGUUAAAGAUUUGGUAUAAUCAUAAUUAAUGAUAGGAAAUUGCAAAUUUUAUUAAGGAUUAAAUUUUAUUUAAUAAUAACUAUUAAAUAAUAGACUCAAUUUGUCUAUAUUGUCAAGAUAAAACUCAUUUAAUAAGCAAUUGCCCAAAAGUACAUUUAAUAAAAAAGAAUAUUGACUUUUUUGAUUAAUAUCUCUAUUGUUCAGAAUAACCUAGAAUGUUAUGUAUAAUUUGAUUAAGAUUAAUAGAUAAUAAAAGAAAGAAACGAAAUUAGGAUUAGUUUCGAAAUCAUUUUAGGAAAUUAUAUGACAAGCAAAUAAAUCAAGUUUCAGGGGAAUUUUCCUCAGAGUUAAACUCCGAAUCUUCGAGUAACUUAGACUAAAAUUUUGAAAAAAAAGAACAAAGAUUUCAUGGAGAAUCAAGUAAUUUACUAUUAAAUGAUUUGUGUAAUGAAAAUAUGAAAUAAAGUGGAUAGAAAGAAUUAUCAUAUCCAGAAAUGAUUUCACCAACAUCUCCUUAAAUACAAUAAUAGAAAUUGCAAUCAAAGAACGUUUUCGAUUAGAAAAUUUAAAGCAUGCUGAAUAAGGGUAAUUCUCUAUAACUCAUACCUAUGCUAUCAAAUAAUCCGAGUCCUAUAAAUAAAAUUUAAAAUCCAAGUUAACCUACUGUCACUGAAUUCUUAACUUUAGUUAAUGAAGUAUUUUAUGGAAAAUAUCACAUAGAAUAUUUGUAUGGAGGAUAUUUAUAAAGUAGAUUUAGACAGAAUGCAAGAUUUCGAUAUCUAUUACCCUGAAUAUAAUAUCAUUAUAGUACUUUUUAAGUAUAAUUUAUUCUUUAUUUCAUAUCAGAAUUAAAAGUAAUUCGAGAAGAAAGAUAAAAUACAAAAGUAAAAUCACAAUCAAUUAAAGUGUUGCCACGAAAAUAGGUAGGAUUGUAGAUAAAAGUAGAAAAUUUAUGUAGAUAUGAAAAUCACAAUAUAAAAAUAAUAAAUUAAAUAGUUCCAUAUAUAAGAAAUGUAUUUUAUAAAUUUGUAAAACAAAAGUCAGUCUGGAAAUGUGUUUAAAACUUCAAUAGAGAAAAUUUUCUUAGAAAUAUCAUACUCUAUCUCAUUUAGUUUUGAACAUGAUAUGUCUGCAAUGUUCCUAAGAAUACUAAAAAGCAAAACAAUCACUCAUCAAUCUAGAAUAAGUUUUAUAGUGCAAAUGUUCAUCCAAAAUGAAUUUAUAUAUUACCAUCUUGGCUAAUGUUACUCUUCUCUUUAAUUCAUUUGUUAUUUUAUUUAAUCAAUUAAUAAGUCUUAAUAUAAUUUAUUAUUAUAAGCAAAGGUCUAUGAAAACGUAACAAAAAAGCAUAAAAUAAAUUAUUUAUGACUUGAUGCUGAAAGAAACGUAAAAGGAUAACCAGAAGAAAUUAAAUAUUGUUGUAAUUCCCAUGAGAUAUGGCCAAUAAUGGGGAAAUAGAAAUUUGAAGAAAAUAACUCCAUCAAGUAAAUAAUAGAGCGAACACACUCUAAAAUUUUCUCCUAUUAAUUGCACCAAAAUAUCUCCAGAUAACUUUAAGGAAAAAGAACGGAAAAAGUAUGAAAAAUUAAUUAGUUUGGCAAACCAAAAAACAAAGUAAAUAAGUAGAGAAGAUGUUUAAAUGACUUAAUCCAGAUAAAAGUCAUAUUCAAUGAAUAACACAAAGGUGAUUAACUAAAAAUUACCAUCUCUUCCUAAAAGAAUAUAAAAUAGAGCAGCAAAAGCAGCGAGUCUCUAAUUAUAUAAUUUAGAUACACUAGAAGGUUACAAUCUUUAAGUUGAAGAUAUGUCUCUCGAAAUUGAUGAAUAUGUGAAACUAAAAUCUGUAAGCUCAAUAAGAGCGCCAGACUUCUACUGA